Molecule: messenger RNA, 1332 nt
Organism: Culicoides brevitarsis
Lineage: Eukaryota; Metazoa; Arthropoda; Insecta; Diptera; Ceratopogonidae
Exons: 2
Coding region: 77-1327 (416 amino acids)
Biological process (GO): biosynthetic process
Molecular function (GO): pyridoxal phosphate binding; L-2-aminoadipate:2-oxoglutarate transaminase activity
Source: RefSeq, a predicted model, not a curated record
AUCACAAGUAAAUUCUCUUCUUUCCUCGAAAACAGCUGAAGAAUUCCGAGAAAAAGUAAUUUCUCUCCUACCAAACAUGUCAGAAGUGCCCCAAAAACAUCUUUUUGACGGAACGGAAUUGAAUGUUUACGAGACAGGGAAUGUUGUGAACUUGAGUGCGGGAGCUCCGGGUCCUGAUUUGCUGCGGGAAUGCAGUAAUUUGUUCUUGAAAGCGACGGAACAUCGAAUGAAACACGAAUUCGAAAACAACGCAUACCUCUUCCAAUAUGGACCCGCCAUCGGUAGAAUCGAUUUCCGCACCGUUUUAGCCGACUUUUUAUCGCGUCGCUAUCACGCCAACGUCAACCCCGUAAAUCUCGUUGUCACUACCGGCGCUACCCAAGGUCUCCAUUUGAUCCUUUCGACACUCCUCGACUUGCACGCGUUCGUUUUUGUCGACGAAGUCACUUACAUGAUCGCACUCGAGGCCAUUUCGCAGUUUAACACGAUGAAAAUUGUCGCAGUUCCGUUCUCGACGCGACACGGCGUGGAUCUGGAUGCCCUUGAGCAACUCGUUACCGAACGGAAAUUCACACCGAGCAACGACAAGCCGUUCUGGGGCGUUUAUUACACAAUUCCCACGUUUCACAAUCCAACGGGCGUCUUGUACAGCGAAGCGACGUGCAAAAAACUCAUUAAAAUUGCACGAGACAAUAAUUUGCUGGUUGCGUGUGACGAUGUUUACAAUGUGCUGUCUUACGACACGGAGACUCCGCCAAAGAGACUUUUCGCGUUUGACGAUGUGAAAGAUGAAAAUUAUCGCGGAAAUGUCAUCUCGAACGGGACUUUUUCGAAAAUUUUGUCUCCGGGGAUUCGACUUGGAUGGAUGGAGUGUCCUGUGAAAAUUGCGGAUAUUUUUCGGGAAAGCGGCGUUUUGAGGAGCGGCGGAUGCGCAAACGGGUACAUGACGGGAAUCGUUCAAAGUCUCAUCGAAUUGAAACUCUUGGAUGGGCAUUUGGAUCUUUAUUACGCGAAAUAUAAAGAACGGAUGGAAGCUGCUUGUGAAAUUUUGAAGAAAAAAUUGGAUCCAAGUUGCGAUUUUCAAGCGCCGCGAGGAGGAUAUUUUAUUUGGAUCACAUUUCCCGAAGGCACAAAUUGUUUGGAGUUCAACGAGUUUUGCAGGAAGAAUUUUGGCGUCGUUGCGAUUCCAGGACCGAGAUUUUCCGCACAAGGAUUGUUCAAAAAUUGCAUGCGACUGACAAUUGCAUUCCAUGAAGUUGCGACAAUUAAAUUGGCGAUAACGAAAUUUUGUGAAGCUUUUGAUGCCUAUAAAAAAAUUAAAAAUUAAUUAAA